UUUCUCUCUCUAAAAUUUUCUUUGCCAGUUUGUGAAUUUGGAUCGAUCGAUCUCUGACAAUGAUGAAGAUGGAUUGCCAUGAAUCCCAAGGAAUCAAGCUAUUUGGUGCAACUAUUGCCAUCCAAAUAGUCGAGAAACAAGAGCAAAAACAAGAAAUGAUCAAAUCUUCAUCCUCCUCCGAUGAUCAUGAAUCGCCGGCGGCGGCGGCGGCGGUUGCGGUGGAUGAAAAGAACAGCCGGCCAGAGAAAGUGAUAGCUUGUCCUAGAUGCAAAAGUAUGGAGACUAAAUUCUGUUACUUCAACAAUUACAACGUUAAUCAACCAAGACACUUUUGCAAAGGAUGCCAACGUUAUUGGACUGCCGGCGGUGCACUUCGUAACGUACCCAUCGGAGCCGGUCGUCGGAAAUUGAAACCCAACCCACCUGAUUCCGCCGCCGGAUUCUCCGAAAACUGUCUUUACGUGGAUGCUUCCAAAAUACAAGCUCUCGACUUUAAUCAAGGGAUGGCGUUGCAAGACCAGUGGCGGUCCAUGGCGGCGACGCAUGGCGGUUUUCAGCAUGGUUUUCCGGCCAAGAGGCGGAGGAACACUUUGGAUGGUCAAAAUUGCUGAUCUUUUUUUCCUUAUUUUGGGUUUUGGGGUAGAAGAGUAAAUAUAUUAUUAUUAUUAUUAUUAUAAAAAAUUGGCUGAUCAUGGCUAAGUGCUGACUGCCGUUCGAUCACAGCCAUCUGUUUUAAUUAAUUUAGUACUUUAAUUAAAUAGUUAUUAUCCUAAAAGUGUUGGUUGAAUCCCAAUUUAUCAUAAAAUGACAUAAACAUACUUUUUAUUUUA
This is a messenger RNA of Impatiens glandulifera, 830 nucleotides long. Its product is annotated as dof zinc finger protein DOF1.5. Bases 60 to 611 code for a protein of 183 amino acids. The record is from RefSeq and is a predicted model, not a curated record. NCBI's taxonomy places the organism in Eukaryota, Viridiplantae, Streptophyta, Magnoliopsida, Ericales, Balsaminaceae. Gene Ontology annotation, molecular function: DNA-binding transcription factor activity; DNA binding. Gene Ontology annotation, biological process: regulation of DNA-templated transcription. The transcript has a single exon.